Theileria parva strain Muguga is the source of this 1458-nucleotide messenger RNA. RefSeq names its product diphthamide biosynthesis enzyme Dph1/Dph2 domain protein (gene dph1). The coding region runs from base 81 to 1367 and encodes 428 amino acids. Lineage: Eukaryota; Apicomplexa; Aconoidasida; Piroplasmida; Theileriidae. The record is from RefSeq and is a predicted model, not a curated record. The transcript is spliced from 5 exons. Gene Ontology annotation, molecular function: 2-(3-amino-3-carboxypropyl)histidine synthase activity. Gene Ontology annotation, biological process: protein histidyl modification to diphthamide.
AUAGAAUCAUUAAUGAUUACAUAAAUUAAUUAUUUAAUGUAAAUUGUAAAAUAGAUUUUGAUAAGUAAUUUUUAAAUUCUAUGGGUUCUGAUGUAGCCGUUACUGAUUUUCCUCCUUCCACAUUUAAACUAGAAAAUUUAUCUCAGUUGGAGGAGGAAUACUUAGAUAAAAUUAUUAAAAAGGCUCUUCCGUCUAAUUAUAACUUUGAAGUUAAAAAAUGUGUGUACAGAAUAAGACGGAACCGGUAUUCUUCAGUAUGCCUUCAGAUGCCUGAAGGGCUAUUAAACUGGUCUGUUGAAAUAAGUGAAAUCUUAUUAUUUUUCUGCAACUCAUUGAAAGAGGUUGUUAUAAUGGGUGAUGUAACUUACGGAGCCUGCUGUAUAGAUGAUUACACUGCAACCUCUCUCGGUUGCGAAUUACUUAUUCAUUAUGGGCAUUCAUGCUUAAUACCAGUAACUGAGGUCACAGUUAAUUGUUUGUAUGUUUUUGUUGAAAUAUCAUUUUCCGCCCAAAAACUUUCAUCGUCAAUUGAGUCUUGUUUUGGUCCAAAUGAACACAUUUUAAUGAUGGGCACAAUUCAAUACUCAAAUGUUAUCCGUGAGUCAGCCUCAAUAAUGAACAACAAUAAACAUUUUAAAUAUCUAGUUGAUGUUCCCCAAGUAUCACCACUUCUGCCCGGGGAAGUUUUAGGCUGUACUUCACCAGUAAUUGAACUAAAGCCACGAAUUAAACCUGGUUUUGAAGAAUCUUCUGAUGUUUCCAGCAGUAUAAUUUUUGUUGCUGAUGGUAGAUUUCACCUUGAGAGCACUCUUAUCCAGAAUCCAGGCAUUAAUCUUUAUCGCUUCGACCCGUUUAAUAAGAUUUUCACUGAGGAAACUUAUGAUUUGGAUGCUCUGCAUAGAGUUCGUUACAACUCGAUUUUAACAGCUAGGAAUUCUAAACGCGUUGGUAUUGUGCUCAGUACCCUUGGCAGACAGGGUAAUAUCAACAUCAUGAACAACAUCUGUGAUCUUUUGUUAUCUAAGAAUAUUAAGCAUUUCAAGAUAUUGGUGUCUGAAAUCACAACUGAUCAUUUGAAAACACUCGACUUCGACUGUUUCAUCCAGAUUGGUUGCCCUAGACUAAGCAUAGAUUGGGGGGCUUCAUUUCCUAAGCCACUGUUAAAUCCAUAUGAAGCAUAUGUUGCAUUCAAGAAUAUUGAGUAUAAAUCAGUUUAUCCCAUGGACUACUACUCCAAGUGUGGUGGAGAGUGGACUAACAGCUCAGCCAAUGCCAGUUGUUGUAAGAACCCAAGUGUCAAGGAAUCCAUUAAACAGCGACUUUUACAGAGAACGCUCAUGUCGAAACACUUAUCAUACUCUAAAUGAAUGGAAACACCUUUAAUAACUGUAAAAUAGACCACUGUAAAAUAUAUCGUAUCAAUUUAAUAUACCAAACUCAGUUAAUAUUAUAAUAUAC